This is a messenger RNA of Condylura cristata (star-nosed mole), 1320 nucleotides long. RefSeq names its product keratin 38, type I (gene KRT38). The coding region runs from base 1 to 1320 and encodes 439 amino acids. NCBI's taxonomy places the organism in Eukaryota, Metazoa, Chordata, Mammalia, Eulipotyphla, Talpidae. The record is from RefSeq and is a predicted model, not a curated record. The transcript is spliced from 7 exons. Gene Ontology annotation, molecular function: structural molecule activity.
AUGAUCCCCGGGGCAGGGGCCGCCUGCCUCUCGGCGGAGCUGUCGUGCCCGCCUGUGGCAGAGGUGCCCCCCCCGUGCCUGCUGGGCAACCUGGCCCACGCCCACCGGAUCCGCGUGGGGCCCACCCCCCUGGGCCGCCCCAGCCUCUGCCUGCCCCAGAGCUGCCACAGCGCUUGCCCCUUGCCAGGCACCUGCAACAUUCCCGGCAACAUCGGCAGCUGUGGGGCCUGCGGCGAGGGCAGCCUGAACGGCCACGAGAAGGUGACCAUGCAGUUCCUGAACGACCGCCUGGCCAACUACCUGGGGAAGGUGCGCCAGCUGGAGCGCGAGAACGCGGAGCUGGAGACCAAGAUCCAGGAGUGGAGCAAGUGCCACGAGUCCACGCUGUGCCCCGACUACCAGUCCUACUUCCGCACCAUCGAGGAGCUGCAGCAGAGGAUCCUGUGCAGCAAGGCUGAGAACGCCAGGCUGGUGGUGCAGAUCGACAACGCCAAGCUGGCCGCCGACGACUUUAGAAUCAAGCACGAGAGCGAGCACGCCCUGCGCCAGGUGGUGGAGGCGGACAUGUGCGGGAUGCACAAGCUGAUGGACGACAUGACGCUGGCCAAGGCCGACCUGGAGACCCAGCAGGAGUCCCUGAAGGAGGAGCAGCUCUCUCUCAAGAGCAACCACGAGCAGGAGGUAAAAAUUCUGAGGUCUCAGCUCGGGGACAAGCUGCGGAUUGAGCUGGACACAGAGCCCAGCGUGGACCUGGUCAGGGUGCUGGAGGAGAUGCGGUGCCAGUACGAGACCAUGGUGGAGACCAACCGGCGGGACGUGGAGCAGUGGUUCCAGGCGCAGUCUGAAGGCAUCAGCCUGCAGGCCACGUCCUGCUCUGAGGAGCUGCAGUGCUGCCAGUCGGAGAUCCUGGAGCUGAAGUGCACGGUGAACGCCCUGGAGGUGGAGCGCCAGGCCCAGCACAACCUGAAAGACUGUCUGCAGAACUCGCUGUGUGAGGCCGAGGACCGCUUCGGCACGGAGCUGGCCCAGAUGCAGAGCCUGAUCAGCACCGUGGAGGAGCAGCUGGCCGAGAUCCGGAGUGACCUGGAGCGGCAGAACCAGGAGUACCAGGUGCUGCUGGACGUCAAGGCCCGGCUGGAGUGCGAGAUCAACACGUACCGGUCCCUUCUGGAGAGCGAGGACUGCAAACUCCCCUGCAAUCCGUGCUCCACCCCACCCUCCUGUGUGGCGCCACCCUGUGCUCCCCGUCCGAGCUGUGCUCUCCGUACCACUUGUGGGCCUGGCUCAGUCUCUGGGGUCACCACUGCGUGCCGGUUCUGA